Molecule: messenger RNA, 381 nt
Organism: Colletotrichum lupini
Lineage: Eukaryota; Fungi; Ascomycota; Sordariomycetes; Glomerellales; Glomerellaceae
Exons: 2
Coding region: 1-381 (126 amino acids)
Source: RefSeq, a predicted model, not a curated record
AUGUCAUCUGAUAACAAGACCAUCGCAAUCACAGGUACGGCUGGUGUAAAAGACCCAGCUACGGCUGUUUACCUCGCCAGCAGAGGAGCAUCAUGGGCGAUAUCUGACGUCCAGUUAGAAGCCCUGAAAGCCGUUGCCGACAAGCUAAAGACAUCCAUCCCUGGUAUACGCGUUAAAGCAGCAGUAGUUGACAUCAGUAAGCCCGAGAAGGUCCGGGACUGUGGAGCAUCAAGCCAGGUCCCAUUUGAGGCCCAGUCUGACCAACCGGGGGAGUUCUUGCUGGGAAUCAAUCUUUCGGGAACAGUGUUUUUCUUGCGAGAAGAUCUGAAGCGCAUCAGUGAUGGUGGUUCAUCUUCAAUGCCACGAGUGUUCCCGAUUUGA